Messenger RNA from Alternaria infectoria, 3741 nucleotides. RefSeq lists its product as uncharacterized. Bases 1 to 3741 code for a protein of 1246 amino acids. The record is from RefSeq and is a predicted model, not a curated record. NCBI's taxonomy places the organism in Eukaryota, Fungi, Ascomycota, Dothideomycetes, Pleosporales, Pleosporaceae. Gene Ontology annotation, molecular function: protein binding; phospholipid binding. Gene Ontology annotation, biological process: cytoskeleton organization. Gene Ontology annotation, cellular component: plasma membrane; cell division site; cytoplasmic side of plasma membrane. The transcript has 3 exons.
AUGGGUGGUGCAGCGACGGAGCCGCCUUCGGUCUCCCUAUCGUUCGCCAACAAUUUCUGGGGCAAAGAUGACGCCGGCGUCGGUCCCAUGCUCGACCGCAUGCAUGCGGCCAAGGUCACCAAUGACGAACUCAAGAACUUCUACGCAGCCCGCUCAGCAAUUGAAGAGGAAUACUCGCGGAAACUCCUAAAUCUAUCGCGCAAGCCCCUGGGAUCCUGCGAAACCGGCACCCUACGACUGUCGUGCGAUGUCAUCCGAGCCGAGGUCGAGUCCAUGGGCAAGGCGCACCAGAGCAUAGCACAGCAGAUGAAGACGGAGCUAGAAGAGCCACUAGCCGCUUUCGCUGGUGGAAUGAAGGAGCGCAGGAAGAUUGUGCAGAAUGGCAUCGAGAAGCUGCUCAAGCUGAAGAUGCAGCAGACCUCGACUGUCAACAAGGCACGCGACCGUUACGAGCAGGACUGUCUCAAGAUCAAGGGUUUCCUAGCGCAGGCGCACAUGGUCAUGGGACACGAGGAGCGGAAGAACAAGGCAAAGCUCGAGAAGACACAAAUCAAUUUGGCGACGACGAGCAGCGAAUACGAGGCUGCGGUCAAGGUGCUCGAGGAGACCACCGGCAGAUGGAACAGGGACUGGAAAGCCGCCUGCGACAAGUUCCAGGAUCUCGAAGAGGAGCGCAUCGACUACACCAAGAGCAGUCUAUGGAAUUUUGCCAACAUUGCCUCUACAGUAUGCGUCAGCGACGAUGCCGGAUGCGAGAAGAUGCGCCUGUCCCUCGAGGAUUGCGACGUAGAGAAGGACAUCAGCGGCUUCAUCAAGGAGUCCGGUACUGGCCAGGAGAUCCCCGACCCUCCCAAGUUCAUCAACUUCUGCAGAGGAGACGUCGAGACCUCAUCGCAGGUUGACGAGGACGAGAACUACUCAGUCGCCCAGUUUGCUAGGACCUUGAACCCAUCCUACCGCGCUUCAUCACCAGCGCCAUCUACAUUCUCCUCGCACCACGAUCCAAACAACCCACUAGUACGAGAGCUAGGUCUCCCACAGGAAACACGCCCAAUCGCUCCUGACGAUCUACUACCGCGACAGUCCUUGGACCGUCCACCACAGCGUCAGUCUAUAGAUAUGCCUCGACAAUCUGUAGAAUCGUUCAGACAGCCAGUGGAACCACCGCCUCCGCUCAUGGAUGAACCCCGCAGGCGUGGAGAGUCUCCCCACCAACAGGCAGAAUCUCCCCGACAGUACGCACAAUCGACCCGGUCGCGUGCCCAAUCCCGAUCAAAUGGGGAUUACCAGCAUCAGCAGGUCGAGCCGCUGAGGCAGCGCGCAGAACAGCCCCAACCGCACGUGCAGCCUUUGAGACAACAUACAGACCCACCAAGACAGCAGCAGCAGCACAUCGAGCCUCUGAGACAACAACACCACAUUGAACCUCUGCGACAACAUGUGGAGCCACCAAGGCAACCAGAGCCACAGCAAGCCCCUCCAUCCCCACAAGUUGCACGCGCAGUACAGCCAGAUCCUCGAUUGGUUCAGGCACAGCAACAAGCUCGUCAACAAUACCAGCAGAGUCAAGUCCCACACAACGACUAUCCUUCGGAUGGUAUGACACAGUUCUGCCGCAUCGAUGCGCCGUCUGAUCGCAGCUCGAUCCCAAGUCCCGCUCGACCUGCCAGUAGGGAUUCACAGAGCGAUUACUCCAACCCCACGUCUUUCUCUAGCAUCGAGCCUCCAAGUGGUUCAGCAUCUCCUGGCAAGCCAAUGCCACAGUCACCAUUGCCUGAACCUAGUCCGAUCGAAGAGGGGUCAGUGGCGAAGAAGAGGGGCUUCUUCAACAGCCCCUUCGCACGGAGAAAGAGCAAGCACGAAGUCGAGACUCCAGCAGCUCUUACUCCUGCCAAUCGCAACCGCAAUACAUGGGCACCUCCCGCGCGCAGGAAUACAGAGGAGAAUACCAGCCCAACCAAGAGCUUUGCUACUAGAGCCACUCCUCGCAAUGCUAUUCAGAGCCGCGCUCCCUCGCCCAGCCCUGAACCAGCUGAUCCCCGUGCCAACUUCCAACUCAACGUUGGUAACAAUGUUUUUGACGUGGCCUCGCCAGACAAGAAGAAGCAACAAGAGCAGGAAGAGUCGCAAGAUGACCUUGAUCCAAUUGCGCAGGCCCUUGAGGAGCUAAGAGGUGUCACUAAACAGACAUCUGUUCGUCAGCAGCCAGAUGAUCGCAAACAGGCUUCUUCUCGCCAGACUGCCGAUCGUUACCAUGGUCUCGCAACGCCUGCUCCGGGUACACCUGCUGUCGGGUCGAAGUUGGUAGGUGGUGCCCCUACUCCCCUUUCUAACGUCGACCUGAGCGCUGCAAAGCGAGGCACACCUCCACCAACAUACGAGCAGCCAAAACGCGAGCAGCCACCUCCCCAGCCUCGUGAGCAGCCGCGCGAAGCACCACCCAUGUCUCACCUGGGCGCUCCUAAGCCAGCGCAUACUUCGCGCGCUAUGCAGAAGACGACUCAGAUGUAUGUCAAUCAGAAAGUGAGCAUGUUCAACGGAAGUCAGGCGUCUCGAUCCUCCAGCCGCAGCCCUACAAAGCAAGAGCCCCCACGUGUUGCAUCUCCAGCGCAACCUCCUCGAGCUAUCAGUCCUCGACCAACCCUCAAUACGUCUCAGAACUCAUACCGCUCAUCUGGAGGGCAAUCACAGCCAUCAUCGCCUUCGACAUACCAACCUGCGCAACGACAGCAACCACCAGCAUCGCAGCCUGCACCAAGAGCGCAACCCGCUCCACGUCAACAGCCUGUAGCUCAGCCUGCACAACGGCCGCAACCUGCGCAACAACCAACGCCACGACCGGCAUCGAGGCUACAGCAACAGCAGCAGCAACAACAGCAGCAGCAGCAGCAGCAAAGGCCUCAACAACAAGCCCCUCCCGCAAAUUCGUUCAGCCGGACCGCAUCACCCAAUCCAUAUGCGGCAUCAAAUGCUGGGGGUAGGCCUAGAGCACAGACAGCUACUGCCGCUGCACAAGCCUACGGUACACCUGUAGGACGUAACUCGUACUCCUCGAACCGUGGCCCAUCCCCCAGUGUCAACCCCACCCCACGAACUGCCUCGCCCCUUCCCCCACAACAGCCCCCUCAACCAGCCUACGCGCAAUCGCAAUCGCGCCCAGCAUCCCGAGCAGCACCCGUGUCGCGAGCCGCAAGCCCCAACCCACAAUUCCGCCAAUCCCAAGAACGACCCAGCAGUUCCCACAGCGGCAUGGCUCUCGCACUCUCCACCGCAGGCAGCGAGCGUGGCGACGGCAGUGUCUACGGCGGAAGCCAGUACGGAGGCAGCGUACGUGGUAGACCCGGUACUGCUUCUUCCGCCCGGCCCACGACAGCCAGUUCAGCUCGUCCAGGCACCGCUAGUACCGCCCGCCCGCAAAGCUCCUACAUGGGCGGCGGCAGCGCAGGAAGCGAAUUCGGCUUCAGCGGCGGGUCUGGCGCUGGUUCCGUGAGAGCGGAAUCGCGGGCUAGGAGUAAGAGUUUGGCUGAACCGAAGAAUUAUAAUAGCCAGGGCAGGGUUAUUUUGAACUACUCACGUGCGAUGUACUCGUAUGCAGCGCAGAUUCCAGAGGAACUGGGCUUCCAGAAGGGCGAUAUCUUGGCUGUGCUUAGGUUGCAGGAUGAUGGGUGGUGGGAGGCUGAACCUGUGGGCAAUACUGGUCGACCUGGUCUUGUGCCGUCGAACUACUUGCAGCCUUGCUAA